UGUUCAUGUAACAGGCGAUUGGCAAGCCGGCUCGGCUUUCAAAAAUCUCCAAAAAAGUUGACUCCUACCUUACUCGCUCUCUCCUGUGGACCGAGCCAGCUCAGCGGUUCAUUUUGACAUCUUGGCGUACACAUAGCAAAACCCGUUGGCAGAUAUUCCACGUUUCUACGAGAACAGCAAUUGGAGGUAUUGCCUGAAAAUUCAUUUACUGUUCACUUACUGAAACUUUAACUAGAAUCGCCUGAAAAUUUUGAACUUUUUCCAUCUCGUCGUAUUUGAAAUUCAGAGAAGGAAGCGAAGAGAGAGAAAUGAGCUGCAGCAAUGGAGAAACUUUAGUGGAAGCGGCACUUAGAGUACUACACACUGGCGACCCAUUUGAGAAAGCCAGGCUUGGUGAUGAUAUUGCAAACAAAUGGCUACAGGGCCACAUAAUUCGCCCAUACGACGAUUCAGUAGAUAUUGCUGUGCCUGAUCGGCCUUCCCGGCUGCAGGUGAAGGUGGUGUCGCCGAGUGAGAUGCUGAAGCUUGGGAAAGCUCGGAGUUUGCAGAGUAGACAGGCUAUUGUGCACAGUCUUGCGCAUACUGAGAGCUGGGCUAUUGAUUUGUCUUGGGAUAUAAUUGCUCGUUUUGGUAAGCAGGAGUCCAUGCCUAGAGAAAUUUUUGCAGAUUUUGUAAAGGUGGCGCAAGAUGAAGGUCGGCACUUCACUCUGCUUGCAGCAAGACUUAAGGAAUUAGGAUCUUUCUAUGGAGCAUUACCUGCUCACGAUGGACUAUGGGAUUCAGCUAUUGCUACUUCGAAGGACUUGGCACGUUUAGCUAUCGAACAUUGCGUUCAUGAGGCUAGAGGACUCGAUGUGCUGCCAACGACUAUAUCUCGUUUCCAUAAAGGAGGUGACGACAAGACAACUGAAUUAUUGGAGAAGGUUGUUUAUCCAGAAGAGAUUACCCACUGUGCUACAGGAGUCAAGUGGUUUAAGUAUCUUUGCUUAAGGUCAAAAAAAUGGAGAUGAGGCCCUUGUGGAUCCCUUGAUUCCAAAGUAAGUGAAUUCCAACAAGGUGAAAUUGUGAAGGAAAUAUUUGAUAAAGUGAUUCAGAAGUUCCAUACAAUUGUAAGGUCUUACUUCAGAGGGCCAUUGAAGCCACCUUUUAAUGAGACGGCAAGAAGAGCUGCUGGAUUUGGCCCUCAAUGGUAUGAACCCCUAGCUGUCAAAGAGAUCAUGACAGACUAAGAAUCCAUCAGCCAACAUUUAGGGCAUUUAUGAUACGUGAUAUUGGACAAAAUUGACCAUUUCAUUUGACAAGAUUUUAACUUAUUUUUGUUUAAUAAUCAUGUUUAGGUUCACCUUAA
Molecule: messenger RNA, 1348 nt
Organism: Olea europaea var. sylvestris
Lineage: Eukaryota; Viridiplantae; Streptophyta; Magnoliopsida; Lamiales; Oleaceae
Source: RefSeq, a predicted model, not a curated record